Molecule: messenger RNA, 1074 nt
Organism: Vombatus ursinus (common wombat)
Lineage: Eukaryota; Metazoa; Chordata; Mammalia; Diprotodontia; Vombatidae
Product: alpha-aspartyl dipeptidase-like
Exons: 8
Coding region: 1-807 (268 amino acids)
Biological process (GO): proteolysis
Molecular function (GO): serine-type peptidase activity
Source: RefSeq, a predicted model, not a curated record
AUGGCUCAACCCCCACCCAGGCCCGGGACCCCAGCCCGUGAUCGAUUGUCUUUCUCGGCCGGCGGCUCCGUGGGGCCUCGCUGGAAGUCCGCCUCGGGGCGGGACCGCAGGUCUCGGGGGCGGGGCCUCUGGCCUCUUGGGGCGGGGCCGUUGUUCUCCUGCGGCCUGCGCGAGGGUAGGGAGAGCAGUCGAUCGCCGAGCGCCCUGGUGAGCACCAUGGCGUGUCCUCUCCCGCUGCGCCUGCUCCUGGUGUCCAACUCGCGGCUGCACGGGGAGGGCUACCUGGCGCACUGCGAAGAGCAAAUGCGCAGCUUCUUCGGGGGAAAAGUGAAGCGAGUUCUUUUUAUUCCAUAUGCACUUCAUGAUCGAGAUGCCUAUGCCAAAACUGCAAGAGAAAAAUUCGAAAGCUUAGGAUAUGGGUUAGACAGCAUUCAUGAAUCUUCUGAUCCUGUGGAAGCUGUAAGAAAAUCUGAAGCCAUAUUUGUAGGUGGUGGUAAUACUUUCAGACUCCUAAAGGUUUUAUAUGAUUUAAAUCUGAUUCCUGAGAUCAGGAAAAGAGUCCUACACGCUGGUAUUCCAUACAUGGGAUCUAGUGCUGGAACAAACAUAGCCACCAUCAGCAUCAAUACGACCAAUGAUAUGCCGAUUGUAUACCCACCUUCCUUAGAGGCUUUGGGAUUUGUUCCUUUUAAUAUCAAUCCCCACUACCUGGAUCCAGAUGUUAAUAGCACACAUAUGGGUGAGACACGGGAAGAACGGAUUCUUCAGUAUCAUGAGGAGCCAGACACCCCUCCAGUACUGGGGUGAGACACCAACAGAACAUGAGCCCGGAGCCGACUUCAGUUUUCUCCUUACUAGUUCUUAGAAGCUACCAGCCUUGCCAGAAAAGAUAAUCAGUGGUGUCACAGUCAAAAGAAGAUUGCCAGUAUAAAUAAAGUAAACAUAAGACAUUAAACUGAAUACAAAUCACAAUGCUCCAUGUGCUCCCAUGUGCUAUUUGGCAAUAUCAGUUUUGUAGCUAUAACCAUUUGGCUUUACAGAAUGCAACUUUUUAAAAAUAAAUUCUAUAAUAAA